This is a messenger RNA of Elephantulus edwardii (Cape elephant shrew), 1481 nucleotides long. RefSeq names its product serine/arginine-rich splicing factor 6 (gene SRSF6). Gene Ontology annotation, biological process: mRNA splice site recognition; alternative mRNA splicing, via spliceosome. The transcript has 6 exons. Gene Ontology annotation, cellular component: cytoplasm; nucleus; ribonucleoprotein complex. The record is from RefSeq and is a predicted model, not a curated record. The coding region runs from base 167 to 1207 and encodes 346 amino acids. NCBI's taxonomy places the organism in Eukaryota, Metazoa, Chordata, Mammalia, Macroscelidea, Macroscelididae. Gene Ontology annotation, molecular function: mRNA binding.
UAUAGCGUAAGCCCGGCGCGCGGCAGCGCCAUUGUGUGGCUGGAGUCGGCCGCCGCUCUGCAUCGGGGCGUGUGUCGGCCGCUCUCUGCGUCUACACCCGGUCUGCUGCUCGCGGUCCGCCGAUCGACCGCCCUCCCCAGCCUUCGGGCCCCUGCCCACCACGGCUAUGCCGCGCGUCUACAUAGGACGCCUUAGUUACAGCGUACGAGAAAAGGACAUCCAGCGAUUUUUCAGUGGCUACGGCCGUCUCCUCGAAGUAGACCUCAAAAAUGGGUACGGCUUCGUGGAGUUCGAGGACUCCCGCGACGCCGACGACGCUGUCUACGAGCUGAACGGCAAGGAGCUGUGCGGCGAGCGUGUGAUCGUGGAACACGCCCGCGGCCCGCGCCGGGACCGCGACGGCUACAGCUACGGAAGCCGCAGUGGUGGAGGUGGAUACAGCAGUCGGCGAACUUCAGGAAGAGACAAAUAUGGACCUCCUGUUCGUACAGAGUACAGGCUUAUUGUAGAAAAUCUUUCUAGUCGUUGCAGUUGGCAAGAUUUAAAGGAUUUCAUGAGACAAGCAGGUGAAGUGACCUACGCGGAUGCUCACAAAGAACGUACAAACGAAGGUGUUAUUGAGUUUCGCUCCUACUCCGACAUGAAGCGUGCUUUGGAUAAACUGGACGGUACAGAAAUAAACGGCAGAAAUAUUAGGCUUAUUGAAGAUAAACCACGAACGAGCCACAGGCGGUCUUACUCUGGAAGCAGAUCCAGGUCUCGAUCUCGAAGGCGGUCACGAAGUAGGAGUCGCAGGAGCAGCCGCAGUAGAUCUCGAAGUGUCUCAAAAAGUCGCUCCAGAUCUAGGUCUCGGAGCAAAGGUCGGUCACGUUCUCGAUCAAAAGGCAGGAAAUCCAGAUCAAACAGCAAAUCUAAGCCCAAGUCUGAUCGGGGCUCUCGUUCUCGCUCGCGAAGUAGAUCUAAAGGUGCUUAUGGGAAGUCUCGAAGCAGAUCCCGUUCUCGCUCACGGUCUCCCAAGGAAAAUGGCAAAGGUGAUAUCAAGUCAAAAUCCAGAUCAAGGAGCCAGUCUCGGUCCAAGUCACCCCUCCCUCCUCCAGCCUCCAAGGCUCAUUCCGCCUCCCCUCCACCAAAAAGAGCUGCAUCAAGAUCCCAUUCUCGAUCUCGCUCCAAGUCACGGUCAAGGUCCAGGUCGAGUUCCAGAGAUUAACCCCGAACUCUUCCCUCCUUUGCACACUAUUUACGAACACUUUCCUACUCUCCUAGGCAGUUACUCUCUCUUUGUACUUGGCCUCUUCUACAAGAGAAAUUACCUGAAACUGGUACACCGAGAUUUGAUUUGUGGCCAAAUUUUGAAAAACAUGAGGUUCUAAAGAAAUGGUGGCAUGAAGUGAAACACCCAGUCCCCUCUUUGUAGAAUUAAGAUAACUUUGAUUUUAUAGCUUUGAGCUAAAAUACCUUUUGUAAAGAUUAAGCUCACUUAG